CUAUGUUUGACAUUUACUAGAUGUAAAUAAUACAACAAAUUAUCACCUGAAAUUAAAAAGGAGUCUUAUUUAUUACCUUUUAAUUUAUUUGUUUAGUACCUUCUAUUAAAAAUGGAUGAGGAAGCACAAGAUGAACCUUCGGUACCCGCGUACCUCCGGCACAGAAGUCCUACAUUUAGCAGAGAAGAAGUGAAGGCAUUAUUUAAUAUUGUCGAUAAAUAUAAGACCAUAAUUUUUAACAAAUCAACAACAUCAGCCGCUUGUCGUGCAAGAGAGGUAGCUUGGAUGAAAAUAGCUAAAACAUUUAAUCGACAAGGAAUAAGUCACGUAAGGUCGGCAGAUUGUUUAAAAAUAAAAUGGGAUAACAUGAAGAAAAGGGCAAGAAUGGCAAUGUCAAAAAAUUUAAUGGAUUUGAGCCACAAUGAAUUCGAUGAGACAACUAGUCAAAUGGUGGCUAUGAUGUGCGAGGUGGAGAACAACACAGGCAAUGUGGAAGACCCUGUAGAGUCUAGCGAAGAUUUAAAUGUUUCAGAAAAUGAAAAUCAUAAAGAAUCAAAUGAUAGACCCUGGAAUGGUAAUGAAGACAAGGAUUCUAAUGAUUCUUCAACCGAUGGUGCAAAUGAAAGAUUUGUAAGCCGGUCGAUAAACUUCUCGCCAGAUGAAUGCAAUUUGUUACUCCAAUGUGUGAGGCAAGAAAAAAAUAUUGUAUUUUCAAAGACAAACACAGCAAGCUUUAAUAAAAUGAAAAAUCGUGCUUGGGAACGGAUUUCAAAUUCAUAUAACAAACUGAGUCCACAAAAACGUUCCCCAAAAGUUCUCAGAACAAAGUUUUCAAACAUGAGGAAAAUGGUAAAAAGUAGUAACAUCAAAAACUAUUUCAAGGAAUUCGCAAAGAAAAGUCAUAGCCUAGAAGAUUCUGGUAGUAAAAUAAAAUCUGAACCGUUAUUCGAAUGUCGAAGCAGCAUGGAUGCUGACAACGACAGUGACCUGGACGACCAAAUGGAUGCUGACAAUAAGUCCAGCAACAGUGACGUCAACACGACACUGGAUCCGCUAAGCACUGUACUAAACACCGAAAUAGGUUUAAAUUCCAUUAGUGAAUUUGAAAACAAGGAAAUAGUGAGGUUAAAAAUUGAAUUAUUAAACUACAAACUAGAAACUGCUAAGUUAAAGAGAAAAAGGAUAGAGGAUUUAAUACAAGCUGACGCGGCUGAACGUGAGUCGAAAGCUAGAGAGACUGCUUUGAAGUUGAGGGCAGCGAGGCUGGAGGCAAUUGCAGCAGAAAUGAAGUUUCCCUCUGCCCAUCCUGCUCUCGCCUACACAGCCGAAGAAACAAGGGCACAACACUACCUACACCAAUACCACACUAGUUGAAAAUAAUUAUAGUAUAGAACUGGCAACAGUGAUAUUAAAAUUAAAAAAUAAUGCAAAAUAUUAUGUCGAACUGAAAUAAUGAAUGAUAAUAGAAAUGUAAAUAUUAUACUCAAAAGCCAUGAGGUUAAAUUAUUAGAAAAUAUUGAAUUUCGAGUAAACGAUCUAAUUACAAUAA
Spodoptera exigua (beet armyworm) is the source of this 1549-nucleotide messenger RNA. NCBI's taxonomy places the organism in Eukaryota, Metazoa, Arthropoda, Insecta, Lepidoptera, Noctuidae. The record is from the annotation of a GenBank genome assembly.